GCUUUAGUUACAUCCGGGUGAAGACUUUAGGUUAUAGCUGUUGGCUGUCGGUGUCCAGGAUGUUCAGGUCGCUUCGGUUGCUGCUGCAGGUGCUAUGGGCCCAGCUGCUCUGUGGGUGGGUAAUGGGCUCCGAGCUAACCUUCGAGCUGCCUGACAACGCCAAACAGUGUUUCUACGAGGACAUCAUCACCGGCACCAAGUGCACGCUGGAGUUUCAGGUUGUAACUGGUGGUCACUAUGACGUAGACUGCCGCCUAGAGGACCCAGACGGCACUACACUUUACAAGGAGAUGAAAAAGCAGUAUGAUAGUUUUACCUUUACAGCUGCCAAGAAUGGCACUUUCAAGUUCUGCUUCAGCAACGAGUUCUCCACUUUCACACACAAGACCGUUUACUUUGAUUUCCAAGUCGGUGAUGAUCCUCCUCUCUUCCCCAAUGAGAACAGAGUCACUGCUCUCACUCAGAUGGAAUCAGCCUGCGUGUCUAUCCAUGAGGCACUGAAGUCUGUCAUAGACUACCAGACGCACUUCCGCCUCCGAGAGGCCCAGGGGCGCAGUCGGGCGGAGGACCUGAACACCCGUGUUGCCUUCUGGUCUAUCGGAGAGGCCAUUAUCCUGCUUGUGGUCAGCAUCAGCCAGGUGGUCCUGCUUAGAAGUUUCUUCUCGGACAAGAAGACCACCAUGACACGAGUUGGAUCGUAACAGCGUUUGGGCUGCAGGACCUGGUUCAUCACUUUUUGUUUAUAUCUGAGCAGGUGUGCAUAGCAUAGAGUGAGUAAGAACAGCAGUGCUGAUGUGAAGGUUUGCUCAUAUCAAACAUUCUGAUAUUUCCUUCUUGAUUAGCACUGUGGUUCUUAAAAACUUUAUGCAAAUAACUCUUGUGGCAAAAAUUGUGUUGAGGGGUUAAGUAAGAUGACAGGAGGGGCUAGAAGAUGUGGUUAUUAAAAACAGGUCAAGCUGGCCUGUGGUUACAACAGACCUUGAGUUAUGUUCUUGUUUUAUUUGUGUUUUUGUAGUGUCCGUCUUUUACCCUUCCCCAUCUGCUGCAUUUUUCAAAGUGCAGUUUGUAGAAAACAAAAUGUACUCAAUCUUGGGAUUUAUGGAUAUUUCUCCAAUCUUCAUCUCUGGAAUCACACUUGACGCAAAGGUCGCUCUCCACAAAGAUUUUAUUUUACCAAAUAAAUCUAUUUGUUAAUAAAUAAAUCUGUUUACUAAAAGAAUAAAUAGAUUCAUUUAUUAUAUUAGGUGAGCUAAAGAAAAUUGUUUUGGUUAUUGUCCGCUUUUCAUUUUAAAUAAGUCAUUUGAGAGGAUGAUGCCAGAUAAAGACCAUCAUUCAUACUAAUUUAACUCUCCUGCACAAAACUUUGAUUUGUACACUCAUCACACUUAAGUAACCAAAUACCUAUGAAAGAAUUAAUUGGUAAAGCAGUUUAAUUUCAAUUAACUACAUGUUCUGUCAGCUAAUUAAUGCCUUGAUUUAUCACCAAGAUUAAAUUAAGGAGUUGUGCUGUUUUAUUUGAAUUGUGCGUUUUGUGUCUGAAGGUGGUAAAGCCAACAAUUUUAACUCCACAAGCUUCUCCAAUUUGUGUUUAGUGGUUUAUCUAGUCCUGCCUUUUUCUGUUUUAAAGUGUAAUGGCAUAUUUAUCCCAUAGCCUUGUGUUCUUUUUAGUUUUAUGCAACACUGUUGUAAAUUUGUUUAAAAAGUUGUUUUUUUCCCCAAACAAAAUACUUUCAUUAUUAUUGGGUUAAAAUUGUAAUUUGAAUCAAUCUUGUGCUGGCUAAUUGGAUUGUUUACAAAAUAAACAGUAAGCACCCAUAUUUCUAGUUUCAUUUUGAUUUUGACUCCAGAGUAAACGUGUUGCACUAGAUUAAAUUGGUUUGGUUUUCUGAGAUUUAUUUAUUUUUUGUUUAUUCACACACACCACUGAGACACAACCUUCCUGUGGAUUAUCAAUGGUUUGUUGCAGAGUCAUAAUGAUAGCAGAUCAGCUGAAAAACCUUACUUUUAUAUUUUAAGGGGUUUAAAUUUGUUGUUGAUUUACCGACAUGCUUUACCAGUGUUUUUUAUUCCUUAUAUUUUCUAUUUGUGUUAAUUGGAUCGAACAGAUAAUUUAAAAAACACCUGAAUGGUUUACUAAAAUAUCUUAGAUAUGCAGUUGCGUUUUGGUUUUUGCAUCUUUUCUAGUCACCUUGUUUUAAUACUGAUGUGUGGUGGAAUGUUGGUAUUUCUCCAAACCUUAUGCACUGGUAGUGAUAGGUCACUAUACCUGUGGUAAUUUUUGGAUGUUAAGUUACCGGGAUGUUUGAAUAAAUUUCUGUUCAAAA
This is a messenger RNA of Xiphophorus maculatus (southern platyfish), 2324 nucleotides long. RefSeq names its product transmembrane emp24 domain-containing protein 7-like (gene tmed7). Bases 60 to 701 code for a protein of 213 amino acids. The transcript is spliced from 4 exons. The record is from RefSeq and is a predicted model, not a curated record. Gene Ontology annotation, cellular component: endoplasmic reticulum-Golgi intermediate compartment; endoplasmic reticulum; Golgi apparatus. Gene Ontology annotation, biological process: Golgi organization; endoplasmic reticulum to Golgi vesicle-mediated transport; intracellular protein transport. NCBI's taxonomy places the organism in Eukaryota, Metazoa, Chordata, Actinopteri, Cyprinodontiformes, Poeciliidae.